Messenger RNA from Microtus oregoni (creeping vole), 1684 nucleotides. It is a transcript of the gene Eipr1, whose product is annotated as EARP complex and GARP complex interacting protein 1. Gene Ontology annotation, biological process: protein ubiquitination. The coding region runs from base 162 to 1322 and encodes 386 amino acids. Lineage: Eukaryota; Metazoa; Chordata; Mammalia; Rodentia; Cricetidae. The transcript is spliced from 9 exons. Gene Ontology annotation, molecular function: protein binding. The record is from RefSeq and is a predicted model, not a curated record.
UGACGACGCCACGAAGAAAACAGGAAGUGACCCGUCAGGGAGCCGGCCCGGGGCGUGGAGCCUCUUUUUCUCAGCGGGGAAUGAAUGAAUGGGUUCUAGCCGUUCGCCGGUGAGGCCGGACUCGGGCGCUGAGGCGUGAGCGGAAGGGCGAGCCGUGUGUCAUGGAGGACGACGCGCCGGUAAUCUACGGCCUGGAGUUUCAGGCACGCGCUCUGACACCUCAAACUGCGGAAACAGAUGCCAUUCGCUUCUUGGUUGGGACACAGUCUCUUAAAUAUGAUAAUCAGAUCCAUAUCAUAGAUUUUGAUGAUGAAAAUAACAUUAUAAAUAAAAAUGUCCUCCUCCAUCAAGCUGGUGAGAUCUGGCACAUCAGUGCCAGCCCAGCAGAUAAAGGCGUGCUGGCCACCUGCUACAACAAAACUUCAGACAGUCGAGUCCAGGCGUGUGCAGCUGUGUGGAGGAUGCCCAAGGAAUUAGAAUCCGGUAGCCACGAGUCCCCCGACGACCCUGCAAGCACUGCGCAGACCCUGGAGUUGCUCUGUCACCUUGACAACGGGGCCCAUGGCAACGUAGCCUGCGUCGUGUGGGAGCCCAUGGGGGAUGGGAAGAAGGUCAUUUCUCUGGCUGACAGCCACAUCCUGCUGUGGGACCUCCAGGCGAGCUCAAGCCAGGCUGUGCUGGCCAGCUCAGCAGCUCUGGAAGGAAGGGGACAGCUAAGGUUCACUGCAGGGCGGUGGAGCCCACACCACAACUGUACCCAGGUGGCUACAGCAAGUGACACCACCCUGCGAGGAUGGGACACACGGAGCAUGAGCCAGAUAUACUGCAUAGAGAACGCUCACGGGCAGCUGGUGCGUGACCUCGACUUCAACCCCAACAAGCAGUAUUACCUCGCCAGCUGCGGAGAUGACUGCAAGGUGAAGUUCUGGGACACACGGAAUGUCACCGAGCCUGUGAAGACCCUGGAGGAGCACUCCCACUGGGUGUGGAGUGUCCGCUACAACCACUCUCACGACCAACUGGUCCUCACUGGCAGCAGCGAUAGCAGAGUCAUCCUGUCCAAUAUGGUGUCUAUCUCCUCAGAGCCCUUCGGCCACCUGGUGGACGAUGAUGACGUCAGUGACCCGGAGGAGCACCAUGCUGAGAAGAGUAAGGAACCCCUGCAGGACAAUGUCAUCGCCACCUAUGAGGAGCACGAGGACAGUGUGUAUGCUGUGGAUUGGGCCUCGGCUGACCCAUGGCUGUUUGCUUCCCUGAGUUACGACGGGAGGCUAGUUAUCAACAGAGUCCCCAGGGCGCUGAAGUACCACAUCCUGCUCUAGUCCCAGCACUGCUUGUUGGCACUUGGCAGGCUCUCAGGUUCUGCAGCCAUGAGGCAGUUUCCUUUGCGGACUGCUGCCUCCUGGGUAAGCAACAUUGCUUCUGUAGGAGCUCUGAGGGACAUGGGAGCUUCUGCCAGAAGCUCGUCUGAAGCUGUUAGCACAGUGCCCAGCACGGAAGGGAGCCAUGCUGGACGUUCCUAUGUUGCUGUGUGAAUUGAUGAUAGCCCAAACUCGGCUCAGUUCCUGUUUUCUGUUCUAAGGGUGUUGGGAGUUUAACUCUUCAUGAGUAUGUUUUCAUCUUGCUAUUCUCACUGAAAUAAAGUGCAUAGCGAUGCAUAUAGCCUUUUCAGGCUCUGCCUCAC